AUGCUGAAAUUCGGCUUGUUCGUCGUGUGCUUCGCUCGAAUUCAAGCCAGCGAUAUGCUCUUCAUCGAAUCGGUCGCAAUUCAACUCAAUAAUGGCUCGAUUGCCGAGUGCAAUGGCGCGAAUUUGACGUUUUCCGGCGCUCAAUUCAACGGCAACUGCUAUACUCAACCCGGCGAUCCGCCGACAUUCCUAUUCAUUUCGAAUCCAGAGCCCUCUCCAAUGACGUCUCCAAAUCUGACGAUAACUCUGACGUCGCCGAAUCUGACGCUGACCGAUUCGAUCAGCGGCGAGUUCGCCGCGACACUCACCGCCGACGCCGCCAACUCGCCGCACACCGCCACCAUUCGGCUGAAUGGUGUCGCGUCGUUGGCGACGACGACGCCAUCGUCGCCACCACCAACCAACGCCACCACAAUUGCACCAUUGGUGGCGAGCGAUGGUGUCGCAAAAAUCAAUUGGAUUCGAGUGGCGUUCGAUGAGAAGCCGCCGACGGUCGUCAAGAGCAACAAAGCGGCGACGGCGAUCGCCAUCAUUGAGGUCCGUCCGAUUUUGAUGGUCCCCACUCUCAGUUAA
This is a messenger RNA of Caenorhabditis bovis, 573 nucleotides long. The record is from the annotation of a GenBank genome assembly. Lineage: Eukaryota; Metazoa; Nematoda; Chromadorea; Rhabditida; Rhabditidae.